Mercenaria mercenaria is the source of this 1233-nucleotide messenger RNA. Its product is annotated as neuronal acetylcholine receptor subunit alpha-2-like. Gene Ontology annotation, cellular component: membrane; neuron projection; synapse. The record is from RefSeq and is a predicted model, not a curated record. The transcript has a single exon. The coding region runs from base 1 to 1233 and encodes 410 amino acids. NCBI's taxonomy places the organism in Eukaryota, Metazoa, Mollusca, Bivalvia, Venerida, Veneridae. Gene Ontology annotation, molecular function: neurotransmitter receptor activity; extracellular ligand-gated monoatomic ion channel activity; transmembrane signaling receptor activity. Gene Ontology annotation, biological process: nervous system process; chemical synaptic transmission; regulation of membrane potential.
AUGUAUUGGUGUUUUGAAAUGGCAAAAUGUGCAACAAUUAAUGACACUAACGUUUUGCUGGACGACCUUCUUACAGGAUACAAAAGGCUAGUCAGACCAAUUGCAGACCAAGACAGACCGGUUUUUGUAAACGUUAGUUUGGUUUUAAAGUCAAUACAGCAAUUAGAUGAAGUUCGUGGGGAAUUUUCAUUUUUUGCGGGAAUAAAUAUGAACUGGAUUGAUGCCAAAAUGACGUGGAAUCCUCAAUCUUACGGAGGGAUCGAAAGCAUAAAGGCAUCAUACGAAGACGUAUGGGUCCCAGAGUUAAUUCUAAUGAAUCCUGCAGAAGAAGCAAAUACACUUGGUAUGAAAUGGCAAACAGUACUUUUUUUAAGCAAUGGCCUUGCAUACUGGAUUCCAGGAAAUCUCAUCAAAAGCACAUGUACGGUUGAUAUGACAUACUACCCUUUUGAUACCCAGAUAUGUGAGGUUACUUUUACGGUGUGGGGAUAUUCUGAAAGUGAAGUGGCACUAAAAGCUCCAAUUUUGCAAGCAGAUAUCAAAUAUUACGAAGGGAAUAAUAUCUGGACAUUUAAGAACUCCAUAGCCGAGGCGGAUGGAAAUUCUAUAGACUUUCUUUUCUAUCUUGAAAGAAAGUCCGGCUUUAUCAUUAUGCAUGUACUCCUUCCCUUGACAUUUCUUAGUAUCCUAAAUGCAUUUGUAUUUCUACUUGUGCCCGAGUCUGGAGAACGCAUGUCCUACUGUAUCACCGUUUUACUGUCGAUUGCCGUCUUCAUGACUAUUGUCAGCGACACCCUCCCAAGAAGCUCAAAACCAAUUCCAAUGAUCUCGUACAAACUGCUGUUUGAUUUGAUAAACAGCGCUUUGAUAACAUUGAUCACCAUAUUCAAUAUGCGGAUCUAUAAUAAAAAGGACACAACAAAAGUACCUCGGUGGCUAAGAAAACUUUAUCAAGUUUUGGCAUGCAAAAAUCAGAAUGGAAAGAUCAUACCAGCUGCUUCUAAUGAUGAGCAACAACAUGAGAAAAUAGAUCGAUCUGCUGACAACAAAACUGAGAAAGCAAGCCUACAAAUUAACCAAGGUCAAGAAAAUAUUGAAAUGGAUGAAGCAAGCACAAAUGAAGUUAAGAUAUCGUGGGAACAUAUUAGUUUUAUGGUGGAUUGUUAUGCAUUUGUUAUAUUUGCACUUUUUUCAGUUCUUAGUUUUGUGUUAUUUUUAGUAUCUGUACAAUAA